Molecule: messenger RNA, 3114 nt
Organism: Penicillium salamii
Lineage: Eukaryota; Fungi; Ascomycota; Eurotiomycetes; Eurotiales; Aspergillaceae
Source: the annotation of a GenBank genome assembly
AUGCCAUCACAGAUAUUGUCCAAUUUGGAGGAAUACGAGCUGGCGGUUGACCAAAACUUUGGUCUCGGCCAGCUCUUUUACAACCAGGUGAAAGGAAAACAUGCCUCAACCGCUGUCAUUGAUGGAGACUUAAGAAUCACUUAUGGAGAGUUGCAUUCAAAUGCACUUCUCAUUGCUCGGUCUCUGAAAGAAGAGCAGAUCAAAUUAGAGGAGCCGGUGGGCAUUGUUGUCCAACAUGGCAUCGCAGACGUGAUUGCCCAAAUGGCGAUCAUAUAUGCCGGUGGCAGCUGUGUGCCAAUGGAUCCAACUCUGCCAGAUAUUCUGAUUCAGACUCGACUGGAUAAGCUUAACGCAAGAUGCAUACUGGUCGAUGGCCCCAACAAAGAUCGAAACCUCAAAUUUCGCCGCUUCGAUGUCAGCAGCAAAGCACCCGGGAGAUUCAAAGAAUCAUGGCUAUGCUGGUCAGAAGCACCAUUGCCAACAACACUCGAGCAUCGGACCCAUUUGAUCCACACCUCAGGGACAACUAGCGAGCCAAAGGCAGUGCAAAUUGUGGCUCGCUCCAUCCUGCAAAUUGUGUAUCAUGCGCCCUUUGAAGCGGUCAAGGAGACCGAUACAGUGGCCCACGUUAACAACACCAGUUUUGACGUUGCACUGUUUGAUAUAUGGGUACCGCUCUUACGUGGUGCACGCAUUGCAGUGUUGAGCAAAGCCACACUCCUCGAUUUGCCGGCGAUGGCGACCGCCAUAGAUCAUAUGGGGAUCAGCAUCAUGGCAACCACUACCGCUUUGCUGAACCUUGCAGCCACGACAUAUCCACGUGCAUUUGCGCAAUUGAAGACGUGUUUCAUUGGCGGCGAAGCAGCGAAUGUGGCGGCACUCGAGACAAUUCUGAGUCAAGGUCCACCCCACCAGCUGAUAAAUGCCUAUGGUCCCACUGAGUGUUGCAUUUUUUGCUUGGCACACAAAGUUACUCUUGACGACACCUCUAGCGGGGUUAUCAGUAUCGGGAAGCCAGUAGGCAAAACAGUCGUGCGUAUCUGUGAUGAGAAUGGCAGUUCAGUCCCAGACGGCGAGGAAGGUGAACUUUGGAUUGCUGGCGCAGGUGUAUCACCUGGUUAUGUAGACCAGCCCAAGAAGAAUGCAACCUGUUUCGUUACUCUUGGAGAGGGAGAGGAGGUGCAGCGAUUCUAUCGCACCGGUGACAGAGUACGACGGAGGAUCAGCAAUAACCAGAUUGAUUAUCUUGGACGUCAGGAUCACCAGGUCAAGGUCCGCGGCUAUCGAAUUGAGCUUGAAGCAGUCGAGGCAGCCAUAUUGAAGACUCGUCAAUUUUCAGAGGUCGCCGCAUUGAAGGUCGAGGCCGGCGAGGGGGCUGGGUCGGUUCUAGUCGCUUUCGCAGUGUCGGCUUCCUCAAAUCAUCAGGCUGUCGCGGAGGCAACGAAGUCACUCAAGGCAACACUGCCAGCGUACAUGAUACCGCAGAUUGAACUGGUCUCACAACUGCCUCUCAAUAGCCAUGGCAAGGUUGACCGAAAGAACCUCUCCCAACUUUACCGCAAGCGGUGGGCAGAUCAUGCAACUCCCAACUCUCACAAAAGUAACGCUCAAGCAGGUACGACUCAACAACGAUUAACCAGAGUAUGGCAAGACAUCCUGGGCUUCUCCUCUGUACCUAUUGAUACAGAUCCCGACUUCUUUCACCUUGGCGCCACGUCUUUGCAGGCCUCUCUCCUGAUCAGCCGUAUUCGUCAAGUUUUCAACGCGGACAUCUCACUCUUGACGUUGUAUGACAAUUCUACACUCGGCCGGUUGGCUAUUGUGAUUGAAGAAGGACUCGGUUGCAAUGGGGCGAAAUAUGAAACCGUCCGCCACGAACAGUCGAUUUGGGUUGAAGACACCAAAGUCGCCGACGAUCUCGUUCCACCCUCAGGGCCGGUGAUUGAUUGGCGCCGUAAUACAGAAGGACGUGUGUUUUUCACCGGGGCCACGGGAUUUGUCGGCGCGUUCAUGGUAGCAGACCUCCUUCGCAUGCGGGAGUUGCAUCAAGUGGGAUGUUUGGUACGUGCUGCCGAUGUAGACUCGGGGCUCGAGCGCAUCAAGAGCGCAAUGAUCCAAUACGGCCAGUGGGAAGAGCGAUUCCUCGAUAAAAUAUUGGUGCUUUGUGGGUCAUUGGAAGACAUCUAUCUUGGGCUUGGAUAUGAACGUUUCCAUGAGAUUGCCAGGUGGGCAAGCGUGAUUUUCCACCUGGGAGCCCGUGUCAAUUACACGCAGCCUUAUUCAAUGCAUCGCCCUGCAAACGUCGUUGGUACCAGAAACAUACUGCGGUUGGCAUGUGCAGGGCGUAACAAAGCUUUGCACUAUGUCUCCAGCAUUUCAUGUUUCGGUCCAACCGGGUUUGUGACAGGCACUCAGACUAUCGUCGAAGACGAACCACUCCUGAAACACAUUGCGGCGCUCCCAUACGACCACGGCUAUGCCCAAAGUCAAUGGGUUGUGGAAGGACUUCUGAGACGAGUGAUGGACCGCAACUUUCCCGUUGCUAUCUACCGCCCAGGCUUCAUCACAGGGCAUAGUCGCACAGGCGCGUGUAAUUCGGACGACUUCUUCAGUCGAUUGAUACACUCUUGCACCGAAAUGGGAUAUUAUCCGUUACUGCCCAAUCAACGCAAGGAAUUCGUCCCCGUGGACUAUGUCAAUGCCACCAUUCUGCAUAUUGCUGGAUCACCGGCGAGUUCGUCUUUGGGUCAUGCCUAUCACAUCGUACCUCCUAAUCGUGCAGUCUCGAUUGACAUGAAUGAUACUAUGGAGUUGGUAGGUAUGGUCUCGGGCGGCAAAGAAACUUUGAGGGGAUUGCCCUACUCGGAGUGGAUUGAGCUGUUGAGCAAGAAGGUUCCAGAGCGGCUGCAGCCACUCCAGCCAAUGUUGGCGGAAAGAGCGCAAGGGGCUUUGACUCGGUGGGAGCUGUACGAGAACAUGCCGCAGUACGACACCACAAAUACCGCCCAGGCUCUGGAAAGUUACCCAGGUGGUCUUCAGUUUCCUGAGUUGGAUGAAACCCUGAUGGGGAAGUAUCUUGGAUACCUUCUGGCUGCCGGGUCCACGGUUGUGUGA